This is a messenger RNA of Trichomonas vaginalis G3, 408 nucleotides long. RefSeq lists its product as uncharacterized. The transcript has a single exon. The record is from RefSeq and is a predicted model, not a curated record. NCBI's taxonomy places the organism in Eukaryota, Parabasalia, Trichomonadida, Trichomonadidae. The coding region runs from base 1 to 408 and encodes 135 amino acids.
AUGAAAAACAACCCUGACUUAGAGAAAGACUAUAUAUUUAAUAAUUUAGUCAAAAGAGACAAACAAGAAAGAAUGCCGGGCUUCAAACUUAAGAAAGGCGACAAAGUAAAAAUAGAAAUACCUAAACGCGACCCAUAUGAAAAUACUAUUGACUAUGACAACAAUGGGAACCCGACAGGUACUCACAUUCGUGUUCGUAAAAAUAGAAGAAAGUAUACAAGAGAAUAUUAUGAAGUUUUAGGCAAACAUGGCAAAAUGUACAGACUGCAAGCAGAAGAUAAAACUACUAUUGUCAGACCUCGUUUCAAACUUGUCAAAGUUCAAGGUGGUAUACUUUCAAAGACAGUUCCUAACAAAUAUAAGACAACUCCUGACGAAUAUGCUAAAGAAGUUGAAAAUGACGACUAA